GCUGCUUUCACCUCACUCCUCAAUCCGUCUCAUUAUCAUUAUCUCGUCGAGUGAUUUUGCGCUCUUUCGUUCUUCUCUCUCCUCGUCCAAUCCUUCCUCUCCCUCCAACCGCUGGCAACCAUGUCGUCUUCUCAAAUCCCCGUCUGGUUGGAUUGUGACCCAGGUCAUGAUGACGCCUUCGCCAUCCUCCUGGCCGCCUACCAUCCCAAUAUCAAACUUCUGGGCAUCUCAACCGUCUUCGGCAAUGCUUCACUCGAAAACACCACACACAAUGCUGCAUCACUCCUCACCGCCAUCGGCAAGCACAAGGACAUUCCCCUGCACGUUGGCCUAUCCAAAGCUCUCGAGCGGCCGGCCAUUCACGCGCCUACGGACAUCCACGGCGAAUCCGGCCUAGACGGCACCGAACUUCUCCCCAAGCCCCUCACUACCCCGUCCUCUGUCCCCGGAGUAGAGGCCAUGGCCGAAGCCAUCCGCGCCCAGGAACCCGGAACCGCUUGGAUUGUCGCUACCGGCGCGCUAACUAACGUUGGUGCUCUCUUCCGUAGCUAUCCGGAGCUCAUCCCGCAUAUCAAGGGGCUGAGUCUCAUGGGCGGUUCUAUUGGCGGUGGCUUCUCCGAUGCGCCUCUAGGUAUGGUGGACGGGCACGCUAGGAUCGGCAACUAUACACCAUGGGCUGAGUUCAACAUCCUCGUUGACCCCGAGGCGGCGGCAACCGUGUUCCAUAAUAAGGAAAUUGCAGCUAAGACAACAGUUGUGCCUCUGGAUCUUAGUCACCAGGUGCUGGCGACACCUGAGGUGAGGGAGAUGCUGCUGUACGGGCCCGAGAGCGACAAGACUGGCCCCGGCAAAACGACACUGCGGACCAUGCUUGUCGAGCUUCUGUAUUUCUUCGCAAAGACCUACGCCGACACGUUCGGAAUCACCGCCGGACCGCCGCUCCAUGACCCCCUAGCCGUUGCCGCCGUACUCCUCGGCACGGACGGCGAGAUCCCCUUUCUGGAGUGGGAUGCCGCGCGCAGCCACGGUCCGGAGCACAAGGAACGCUUUGAGGUGACGGUCAUCACUGAGGGCACAUUCGAGGAGGCCAAGGCCGGCAAGCAGACCGGUCGAACGCUCGCCAAGGCACUGUCUCCAGGUGAAGAGGGUGUGAGAAUCCCGCGUGGAGUGGAUAUUCCCAAGUUUUGGCAAGUCAUCGAGGAGUGCAUUGAGCGCGCGGAUGCGGCCAACCAGGCUCAAGGGCAGUAAAUGGACAAAAUGGGACAAUAGAGGGGUUUAUCACGGGUAGUGUACUCAUAGGACAUAGA
Molecule: messenger RNA, 1307 nt
Organism: Ilyonectria robusta
Lineage: Eukaryota; Fungi; Ascomycota; Sordariomycetes; Hypocreales; Nectriaceae
Product: Inosine/uridine-preferring nucleoside hydrolase domain-containing protein
Exons: 4
Coding region: 121-1248 (375 amino acids)
Biological process (GO): purine nucleoside catabolic process
Cellular component (GO): cytosol
Molecular function (GO): purine nucleosidase activity
Source: RefSeq, a predicted model, not a curated record